Volvox carteri f. nagariensis is the source of this 456-nucleotide messenger RNA. RefSeq lists its product as uncharacterized. The record is from RefSeq and is a predicted model, not a curated record. The transcript has a single exon. NCBI's taxonomy places the organism in Eukaryota, Viridiplantae, Chlorophyta, Chlorophyceae, Chlamydomonadales, Volvocaceae. Bases 1 to 456 code for a protein of 151 amino acids.
AUGCUAAGCCAGCUGCUUGAUGAUGCCUUGCUGGGGUAUGAAGCGGCCCAUGAAGUGGUGCAGAAGGUUUCAAGGCCCCAUGCAUGGCCACAGCACCAUCUAGAUGUGGUGAUUCAGAUAUUGUGGGGGCUCCAGGAGAAUGCCCCUCAGUUGUACAGGCUGGUGCUGUUUGUGGCGAUGAUUAAGCCCACCACUGUCAACUGCGAGCGGGUGUUUUUGAUGCACAUGGUCCUGAAGAUGGAUCUGCACACCAGGCUAUCGGUCACUAGCCUGGAUCAGAGCCUGUUCAUUAAGCUCAAUACCUCUGGUAGCAUGAUGAAGGAGUGCGAGGCUCUUGCAAAGGCAGUGAUUGUGUACUGUAGCGGCACCAAGAUGCACCUCUACCAGUCCAUUGCGGCACACAGGUGUCGUGCAUGUCGGUGCACUGAGGAGGCUAGGAACGGAGGUUGCCACUGA